Molecule: messenger RNA, 435 nt
Organism: Dufourea novaeangliae
Lineage: Eukaryota; Metazoa; Arthropoda; Insecta; Hymenoptera; Halictidae
Exons: 1
Coding region: 1-435 (144 amino acids)
Source: RefSeq, a predicted model, not a curated record
AUGAUUCAAAGUAAUCACUACACUUCACAAUCUAAAUUGAUUGAAAAAUUCAGUUGUGAGCAGAAGGUAACAGAAUGUAUUUUGGACGAAUACAUAGUACAAAAUGAAAUUAAAUAUACUAGCUAUACAUUGUUGCUCUUCAACAAUCAUGAACUGUACCGGUAUUUCAAUACUCAACAAUUUAAAAACACUUGCAACUCAUUGAUAAAAUAUUCAGAAGGUAAAAACUUAGAGCAUUCGAACGGGAAGUUAAUAUCUUCGCGUGAUAAUAAUAAGAGAACUAGUACUUUUCAAUUGAAGAAUAGUAUACAAAAACGCAUCAUUACGUCUUCACCGGAAUACCAGAAAUUUUUAGCAAAUUUAAAAUCUCGUAUUUUGUGUCCUUGUAUAUUUGAAAUAUCUGCAAGCUAUGUUAUUCGUAUAAAAUCAAUUUAA